Talaromyces amestolkiae is the source of this 1026-nucleotide messenger RNA. RefSeq lists its product as uncharacterized. The record is from RefSeq and is a predicted model, not a curated record. The transcript has 5 exons. Bases 1 to 1026 code for a protein of 341 amino acids. Lineage: Eukaryota; Fungi; Ascomycota; Eurotiomycetes; Eurotiales; Trichocomaceae. Gene Ontology annotation, molecular function: oxidoreductase activity, acting on the CH-OH group of donors, NAD or NADP as acceptor.
AUGGGCUCUACUGCUCCCAAAGGAAAGGUAUUCCUCACUGGCGGAAGUGGCUUCAUCGCAUCUCAUAUUCUCGACCAACUUCUUUCCAGCGGGUAUGAAGUAGUUGUUUCCGUCCGAUCUGUCGCAAAAGGAGACGCCAUUAUUUCUGCGUUGCCCCAAGAAUUCAAAGCAGCCGCCUCAUAUGAAGUCGUGGAAAACAUCGCGAAGGAGAAUGCAUUUGAUGAGGCCAUUAAAAAAAACUCUACCAUUGACUUCGUGAUUCAUACCGCGUCUCCGUAUCACUUCAAUCUAGAAAACCCUGUCAGAGAUUUUAUCGAUCCCGCCGUCAAGGGAACAACCGGCAUUCUACAUUCGGUCCAAAAGUAUGCGCCAACAAGCGUGAAACGAGUUGUGCUGUUGUCUAGCACGGCAACGAUCACGAAUCCGCCUAACCACCCCGAAGUAUAUACUGAAGAGAUAUAUGGCGAGACGACUUGGGAGCAAGCUAUAUCCGGCACUGGCACUUAUCGUGCUAGCAAGAUCUAUGCUGAGCGUGCGGCAUUUGGAUUCAUCGAAAAAGAAAAGCCCUCAUUUGACCUAGUCAGCAUCAAUCCAUGUCUCGUCUUUGGACCUCCACCCAGACAUCUCUCCGGUCUUGAUGCCCUCAAUACCAGCAACCACCGUAUCCGUGACCUUGUGCUUGGCAAGAACCGAGAAGAAAUCACGCCGACGGGGCCUUUGUUCCUCUUUGUUGACGUACGUGAUGUCGCGGAGGCGCAUAUCCGUGCCAUGGAGCUCCCGGAAGCGAGCGGUCAGCGUUUCAUGCUUGUAGGGGGAUUAUUCAGCAACAAACGAAUUGCAGAUGUUAUUCGUGAGCUCUACCCCGAGUUACAAGAUAAGCUCCCACUUCCAGAGCUUCCAGACGAUUUUCCGGAGAACUACUACAGCUACGAUGUGAGCAAGUCAAAGCGUAUGCUAGGUAUAGAAUACAAAGACUUGCAGACUUGUGUCAAGGACGCUGUUGAUACCAUGAUCGGGAAGUCAUGA